Molecule: messenger RNA, 1179 nt
Organism: Caenorhabditis elegans
Lineage: Eukaryota; Metazoa; Nematoda; Chromadorea; Rhabditida; Rhabditidae
Gene: hda-11
Product: Histone deacetylase 11
Exons: 8
Coding region: 127-1131 (334 amino acids)
Cellular component (GO): nucleus
Molecular function (GO): histone deacetylase activity, hydrolytic mechanism; histone deacetylase activity; histone modifying activity
Source: RefSeq, marked reviewed
UUUGGCAGUUUCCACUAUUUUCAGAAUUCGUUAUCUGUUUUCUGAUAACAAAAACAAGAAAAACAGAAUCUUUACGACUACUUCUUUAUUUAUCCGCUCUAACCACUCAUUCUACGCAGAUUUUGAAUGGCAGAGCGAGAUAAAGAUGAAAUCUUUAGUUUAAAAAGUUAUCAACGUCCAAUUGUCUAUCAUUCUGAAUAUAAUGUAACUGCAUUUGGAAUCGAACAUUUACAUCCAUUUGAUUCUUCGAAAUGGAGAAGAGUCAUUACACAUUUGAAAGAAAUGAAUCUGAUCACUGAUGAAACACUCGUUGAGCCAAAUCUACCGACAUUUGAAGAACUCACUAGAGUACAUGAUAGAAAAUAUCUGAAAAGUGUUCGAAAUCCUAUUAAAGCAGCACAAAUCGUCGAGAUUCCAUUUGUCGGUUGCCUUCCACCGUGCAUUAUUGAAAGCAAGUUAUUGCAUCCACUACGUUUACAAGCCGGUGGAACAGUUUUAGCUGCCAAUUUGGCUCUAAAACAUGGUUGGGCGAUCAACGUGGGUGGUGGUUUCCAUCAUGCUUCUCAUUCGGGCGGAGGUGGAUUCUGUUUUUACGCUGAUAUCACCAUGGCAAUUUUCGAUUUGUUUGACAAAAAGGCAAUUGCCAACGCGAUUGUUGUAGAUUUAGAUGCUCAUCAGGGAAAUGGCCAUGCACGAGACUUUGCUGACAAUCCGAAUGUGUUUGUAUUUGAUGUUUUCAAUCCAUAUGUCUAUCCACAUGAUCGUGAAGCUCGUCAAUUUAUUAACAGAGCGGUUCAUGUAAAUGGUCAUACGACUGAUACUUCCUACCUCUCCGAAUUACGCAAACAACUGGCACAGUGUUUAAUUGAUAGAGAGAAAACUACUCCUCCUGGUUUCGAUUUCAUUAUGUUCAACGCUGGCACAGACUGUCUACUUGGUGAUCCUCUGGGAGCAAUGAAAUUGAGUCCACAGUGCAUAAUUGCUCGAGACGAAGUUGUGUUCAAUCUAGCAAAAUCAAAAGGAAUUCCAAUUUGCAUGGUAACCAGUGGAGGGUAUCAGAAGGACAACGCGCUUCUCAUUGCAAAAUCAAUUGAAAAUCUCCAGUCAAAGAAUCUCAUCAGUAUCAAAUAAAAAAGUUAUAUCAGCAUAUCUUUUCCUUAUAAAUUAUUUUUUAUUAAA